CAGAAAAGAGAGAAGACAGUCCCAUCUCUUUAUCCCCGGUCCCUGGAUUUUACCCCUCUCCAUUUCUGGAAUAGAUUUGGACUCAAAGGGUUUUCAUGCAGGGACAGACAACGGGACUAAUAACAGGAAAAUGGUCCCAGUUAAACUCCUCAUUCUGGGAGCUCAGAACACUGGAAAAACAGCACUGUGUGUUCGUUUCAUAACCAAACGCUUCAUCGGCGAAUACGACCAUAAAAAGGAGGUGACCUACAGAUGCAGCCGGGUGGUGGACCAGGAAAGUGUUGAUCUGGAGAUUUUGGAUAUAGCUUGUAAGGAGAGCUCUGUGGCUUCUCUGGAGUCUUCCAUCCGCUGGGCAGACGGCUUCCUGCUGCUCUACUCCAUCACACAGCGUCUCAGCUUCCUGGAGGUCCCUCGACUCAAGAAACUCAUCGACCAAACCAAACAGAGCCUGGUUGUGCCUACAGUGCUGGUAGCCAAUAAGGCAGACUUGGAAAUCGGCAGGGAAGUGACAACAGAGGAAGGACAGAAACUGGCCAAGGAUUUAAGGAGCAGUUUCAAGGAGUUGUCGGUGGCUGAAGCUGUUUUAGCUGUGGAUGCAGCCGUGUUACAACUCAUCAGGCUGGUAUUGGACCAGCAGCGACCUCUUCCUGACCGCCGCUCCUACAUGCUGACCGUCCGCCACGCUCUGACCAGGAAACUGACCCGCUCUAAGACCAUGCAGUGGUGACACCAGUUAUUACAGUGGGACAUUUGUGGAAACUGAGUGUUAGUAACACUGCAGUUUUACUUCCAGGCUUAUUUUAUGACAUCAGCACUAAAAGAGUAAUUAUUGAAGCAUAAAGAUCUUUUUCAGGUCGGACAGUGACACUCGAGGCAUCUAGUUUACAGUAUUAAUGCAACACUGAUUUGUCUGUUUUCUAGCUGCAGCUUCUGGCUGUCUGGAUUCAUGGUUGUUGAGGUUUAACAAAGGAUUAUCUUGGAAAAAUGUACAAAUGAAAAAAA
This is a messenger RNA of Centropristis striata (black sea bass), 1002 nucleotides long. RefSeq lists its product as uncharacterized. The record is from RefSeq and is a predicted model, not a curated record. Lineage: Eukaryota; Metazoa; Chordata; Actinopteri; Perciformes; Serranidae. Gene Ontology annotation, molecular function: GTPase activity; GTP binding. The coding region runs from base 131 to 727 and encodes 198 amino acids. The transcript is spliced from 8 exons.